UUAAAUAAUGAUUAAUACGCAUCAAGUCUUAUAUUCUCCGUAAACUAAUUAAACUUAAACAGUGUGUUACAAUUUUUCGUACUGUUUGUCGAAUAUCGAGAUUACGGACAGUGAGGUUAUACUCUUACAUUUUCCAUUCUUUAAGUAAUUCUGAAUGGAAUGGACUAAAACAAAGAUAUAGAAUGCAAUAAUUUUAUUUUUAGUAUCCAUCUAUGCCACUGAUACAUGUUGCUAGUGCCUUAUAAAUAUAAUAUUAAUUCAGUGGAAUAUUUGGUGACCUUAGCAGUGAUUAUUGCACAUCCGGUUUAUUAGAGCGUACAUUGUUCAAUUUGCAUUGGAUCUUCAUCUGAGUUUUCAAAAUGUUAGACUCGUUGACGAGACGCGUUCCAUUUGAUGACUUGACAGAUACCCCAAUUUUGCAAUGACUGUUUUUAGUUUUUAAUCCAGCAGAUCAACCAAUAGGAAAUUGAAACCGUCUUCGUCUAUGUCCUAUUACUUUACGGAACGUAUAGAAAGCUUGCGUAAAAAAAGUCGUGAUCUAUUAGCGAACGUAAAAGAAAAUUCACGGAAAGUUGAGAGUAAACUAAAAUUAUUACAUUUACAAAAUUUAUCAUCGCGGGGAAAUUUGAAUAAGCAAUACCAGGUUGCUGAGGGAAAUUCAGAAUUCUGGAGAUUGAGGAACGACUCGAGCGGGGUUAGUGGAGCUCUCUGCCCUGAAUACUUUCGUUCAUCACCAAAGAAUAAAUCUCGAUCAGCUCCUGACAUGACAUCAAUCGGCCGUAUUUUGAUAACGUCCUCGAAAACACAUCCGAAAUUAACCCUGGUGAGAAAAUCUGUUAAAGAAUGUUACUGUUAUCCGGAAACAAGACGGAUACAGUGUCGUUCAAACAGAACCAAGUACAAGCCGUGUCCGCAGUGCAACUACUGUAGAAAUCAUUUCGACAUCGUUACCGAAGGUUCCCAAGAAGAGGAAUUACCUAUUUCAAAAAGUCAUACUGUCUGCUCAAACCGCGAUGAACUGGAAGUGUCUGUAGCGCGAAAUAAAAUUGAAAAUGGUGUAAAAAAAGUAAGCACCUCUGAUGAGAAAGAUGGUGCACAGACACCGCUAAGCACAGAGACGCUUAGAAAGGUACAAAAAAUCACUUAUAGCCCCAGAUCACAAUUUUUGCGCAACGUGCAAAGUAAAAUCUCUUCCCUGCAUAAUUCAUUUAGGAGUGCAUCAGAACCUGUUUCUGUAUUAGCAUUAAACAGACACACAUCGAAAAUGAGUCAGGAUGUUAACAUGACGCAAUCGCCAAAGCGUAUAAACUGCAAAGAAUUUACUAAAACUGACGACGAGGACCCUGAAACAGAACACGCGAAGUGUGUGUCACGUAGACCCGUGAAGAAGGACGUAGCAGUUAAUGACAGUUGCACUUGUACGAACAAGGAUAUGCAAAUUCCCUCGGAGAAGUCUUUGAAGACAAAGUCAUUAAUGCGCAGGACGGUAAUGUCUAAGAAACCGGAACAGCAGUUUCAGAAAAUGCAACUGAAGUCAUCACCAAGGAACAGAAUCGUUCGCUUAACUCAAAACGACCGCAAUUCUGCUUGCUGCGUACAUGCAAAGUGUCGCGUCCAUGAUGAUCAGGAUGGAAAAUAUGAAAAUUGCAAAGAAUAUUGCAAGCAGAUGAACUGGUCUUUAAAGAGGACUAAUUCAAAUUAUGGAAAUGAUAAUGACCGUGAAAAUAAUGAUGAUCUUAAAGACGUAAAGGAUCUUCACAAAUUUCGCGAACAAAACUACUUCGAUACUCAUGGUUCCAGUCAUACUCUACUCUCAUCAGGAUCCUCAAGAUCUUCUGGAUCUCUUAGACAGUACCAAUUAAAUGACAGACUCUUUCCAGAGCCUGUAAGAAAUAUUCAUAGAGAUGAUUUAGUAGUAAGCAUACCACCAUGUGGCACCAAACAAAGAAAACGCGUUCAUUAUUUUCCAAGAUAUAUUGUCAGGCAAGAGAAGAAUUCGUGCGACACAAAUUAUAAGAAAAGACGCUGUCAAAGUUGUCCGUUGACAGGUCAUGCUAUAGAUCUGGGAAUUUUAAAGGUGUCCCAUCCGCCAAAUAGUUUGGCGCUCAAAUAUCAAAAAGGAGUUCCAUAACUGGCACUUAUAUUAUAGCUUAAUUAUCUAUUUCUAAUGAUAUUUAUACCGGCUAUCGAAAAAAACAUCCAAUACUGGAUUGUCUAUUGUAUUUUAGGCAUUGCUAUCACCUUACUUUAAUAACAACUAUUAUCAUGUCAUACCAGUUUAAUGACACCAAUUGAAAAAUCAUGAUUUGUACACACUCAAUUAUAUAAUUAUUGCGAAAUGAUCUAAUGAAAUUUAAUGCACUUCGUAUGAGUACGCGUUAUUCAUUAAGUUAUCAUGACUGUGCAUUACAUUUUGACAUUUUACAUUGGCACAAAUUUUAUAAAUAAUAUAGCAUUUUAAUAAUAUCAACCUGUUACUAGUCCUAGUAAUGUAUUUACAAUUUGAACUGACGUGUAUUUUAUGUCUCAAUCAGUUUUUAUGUCCCACUAGAAAAAUACUUGUUAUUCAAAUGAAAAACAACCGCUCGGCUACGCCCGCUAUAGGUAACUAAAUUCCCGAAGUUUUUCUCCGAAGCCAUAGGUCACAUCAUCAACAUACUUUUUACUUACACGUUUACUUUACGUUUACAUUACGUUUUACUUACAUACUUUUUUUCGCCCUAAGGACAAGGUCCUUUGUCUGAUUGAAUUUUCAACUUCUUUCUGAGUGGUCACUGGAAUAAAAAAGUAACGGCAGGAAUAUAUAAUUAGUAAGAAAUAAUAUAAUUUUUUUCCAUUUUGAAAUGGUAAUUAAAGUAAACGUAUACAUAAUAAAUAUUCCUGUGAUACGUAUAAACAUAGUAAUGCAUAAUAUAAUGACAAUAUAAGCAAACCUGUUAAUGUUAAAAAAAAUAUUUUAAUUAUACAAAAGAAAACGGCUCGCACGAACCAUCCACUUAAUAGUUAAUGUGUGAAUGUUUUUCAUUACUUAGUAUUACAGAAUCAAUCUGUAUGCUUAAUGAGUAAGGUUAAAUGAAGACUUAUAGUGUCACCUCAAGAUGAUAUUACUAUUCAAGAUGUAUUUAUUGCUUCUGCAAAAACAUGAAGGGCGAUGCAUUAUCCAAUAUAGUGUUUAUUAUAUUGAACAUCAAUUCAAAAAUAUGAAAAGUCAAUUAUAUAAAAUCAUUUCCUUUCAGUCCUGACUUUUAUACAAUGUAGCAAUAUCAGUAAUGGACGUGAGUAUUUAUGAUCAGCCAGUAAUUAUUAUCUAAUAAAUUACCCAAUGGUGGAAAGCAAUGAAGAACUUGGAAAUUUUCCAAGACUUCUUUAUUAUCACGUUUCCAUCUCAACGAGUCUAUUUGGCUUAUAGGUCGAUUUCUAAACGUUGGGAGAAGGUCAAUUGCGAAGAAAAGUCGAUUGGACGUCUUUUUCACAUUCUCGGUCUACGUGACUCGGUACUCCUAUUCGAUCAAGGUUGAAAUUUAUGAGUGGUUUAUGAAUUUGUCACAUUCGGCUUAUAUCGAAAAAUUCUAAUGCUACUCAUCAGACACUCAAUGAAAAUCAAAUAAAAAAAAAAACAAAAAGUA
Cephus cinctus (wheat stem sawfly) is the source of this 3626-nucleotide messenger RNA. RefSeq lists its product as uncharacterized. NCBI's taxonomy places the organism in Eukaryota, Metazoa, Arthropoda, Insecta, Hymenoptera, Cephidae. Bases 485 to 2131 code for a protein of 548 amino acids. The transcript is spliced from 2 exons. The record is from RefSeq and is a predicted model, not a curated record.